Molecule: messenger RNA, 546 nt
Organism: Aspergillus thermomutatus
Lineage: Eukaryota; Fungi; Ascomycota; Eurotiomycetes; Eurotiales; Aspergillaceae
Gene: ATP23
Product: mitochondrial inner membrane protease ATP23
Exons: 4
Coding region: 1-546 (181 amino acids)
Biological process (GO): mitochondrial proton-transporting ATP synthase complex assembly; mitochondrial protein processing
Cellular component (GO): extrinsic component of mitochondrial inner membrane
Molecular function (GO): metalloendopeptidase activity
Source: RefSeq, a predicted model, not a curated record
AUGACAGAUGAGGGAAAGGAACAGUUCCGAACCGCGCGAGAUAUCCGCAAUGAAGCCGCAGAUUGCAAGCGCUGUGAAGAUCAAAGAGACUACCUGUUACAGUACAGUCCGAUCAUACGUUUUUUGAGCGACAAUAUUCGACAGCUGGGGGGCGAUCUUUCCAGUCACAAUAUCUAUUGCCGCCGCUGUACGAGCAGAAAGGCUGGGGGUUUUGAUCCAGAAUAUGGCAUCUUGCUUUGCGCGAACGAGAUGAAGGACCAAGGGCAUCUGGAGGACACAAUGGCACAUGAGAUGGUUCAUGCAUAUGAUCACCUAAGAUUUAAGGUGGACUGGACAAAUAAUUUAAGGCAUGCGGCUUGCACAGAGAUCCGAGCAAGCUCACUUAGUGGUGAGUGCAGAUGGGCGCGAGAAUUCUUCAGACGCGGUCAGUGGAAGUUCACGCAACAACAUCAGGAGUGUGAUGAAGCCCAUGCGGAGAAAGUGGUCAAUGAGGUUUGGGACAGCUGUUUCAGAGACACGCGGCCCUUCGAUGAGAUUUACCGUUGA